Molecule: messenger RNA, 1650 nt
Organism: Alternaria atra
Lineage: Eukaryota; Fungi; Ascomycota; Dothideomycetes; Pleosporales; Pleosporaceae
Exons: 1
Coding region: 1-1650 (549 amino acids)
Biological process (GO): transmembrane transport; spermine transport; spermidine transport
Molecular function (GO): spermine transmembrane transporter activity; spermidine transmembrane transporter activity
Source: RefSeq, a predicted model, not a curated record
AUGGCCGUUCCGAACACUUCACGACCCGUAUCUUGGUCGGAUACAACAGCAGCAUCAACGAGACCGCCAAGCCCCGUUAACGUCGAAAAGCUUCCGGAGAGAAGUCGUCAGUCGUCAACGGGGGUAGACUCCAGGCCAGAUUCCGAUCCAGAGAAAGGACCUCAGCCGGAGCCAAAUCAAGACGCAACACCAAUCGCUGCUGAUGCUUCAUCGCAAGAUCGCCCUGCAGCUCUCGACUGGGACGGCCCCGACGAUCCUCUCAACCCUCACAACUGGAGCGUGGUGUGGAAGUGGUAUCAGACAUACACGAUCUCAGGUAUUGCAUUCGUGGGGACAUUCGCAUCAUCUAUCUUCACACCUGCUAUCGAACAAGCAGCGUCAGAAUUAGGCUCCAUUCAACUCAUCGCGACCUUUGCGUACUCCAUAUAUGCCUUGGGACUAGCUUUCGGUGGACCGUUUGCAGCACCUCUAAGCGAGACUUUUGGGCGACGGCCUCUCAUCUUCAUCAGCUUGCCCAUUUUUGCGCUCUUCAUCUUGGGUACUGGUUUCGCGCAAAGCAUGGCGGGUCUGGUGGUAUUGCGGUUCUGGGCUGGAUUCUUCGCUGCCCCCAGUCUGAGUAUGGGAGCAGGUACGCUGAGCGACAUUUGGCCGCCGGAGAAGCGAUCUGGUCCCAUGUCACUGUAUGUCGCAACACCGUUCUUUGGCCCAGCUUUAGGACCGAUCCUAGGUGCUGUAGUGACCCAGACACGUGGCUGGCGCUGGACGUCGUGGUUGAUACUCUUCUUCACCAUCGUUCUUGUCAUUGCGCCAGCGCCAUUCUUCCGCGAGUCGUAUAAACCAUUCCUCCUACGUCAGCGCGCAAAGAAACGCAAUCUUCCGCUACCGCGAUCGCCAACCGAAGGCAUGUCAUUACCGAAGGUCGUCAGUACAUACGCCUCCAAAACCCUCACUCGGCCAAUACACAUGCUUCUCACCGAGCCGAUCGUCGCAACCUUUAACACGUACAGCGCGUUUAAUUUUGGCUUGCUGUACGCCUUCUUCGCUGCUUUUCCAUACGUCUUCGAAACAGAGUAUGGCUUCGACAGCGUUUCUACAGGUCUCACCUUUCUGGGUUUGGGUGUCGGCGUCAUCAUCGCUACCAUUUGUAUUGUGUCGUUCAGCAAGCUUUACUACCUGCCUCGUGUGCGGAAAGCGAUCGUAGAGAAGAUGCCGGCUCCGGCUUUUGCGAUAUCACGCCUGGCACCUGAGAAGCGACUGCCACUUGCAUUCGCUGGCGGUCCUAUUCUCACUAUCGGCCUGUUCCUCUUUGGCUGGUCCGCAGCCUACCGCGUACAUUGGAUCGUGCCGACGAUUGCUGAAGCCUUCUUUGGAAUGGGCAACAUGCUUAUUUUCAUGGCAUGCAUGAUGUACAUUACCGACACAUACGGGCCACUAUACAGCGCCAGUGCUAUGGCCUCGAACGCCAUACUGCGAUAUGUACUGGGUGGAACUUUCCCCCUCUUUGCAGUCCAGAUGUUUCGGAGACUGGGUCCGCAGUGGGCUUGUACGUUGUUGGGGUGUUUGAGCAUUCUCGGUGCGUGUAUACCGUUUGUGUUGGCGAAGUAUGGUGAGACAUUGAGGAGUAGGAGUGGGUACAAAAGAAGCGGGUAG